This is a messenger RNA of Aspergillus ibericus CBS 121593, 742 nucleotides long. RefSeq names its product HAD family hydrolase. The transcript has 4 exons. The record is from RefSeq and is a predicted model, not a curated record. The coding region runs from base 23 to 742 and encodes 239 amino acids. Lineage: Eukaryota; Fungi; Ascomycota; Eurotiomycetes; Eurotiales; Aspergillaceae. Gene Ontology annotation, molecular function: beta-phosphoglucomutase activity; sugar-phosphatase activity.
CUUUCAUCCUCAAUAUUCUACAAUGUCACCAGAGAGUAACGUACCAGGGGGGACUGCGUCUCAUGUGUUCGCAGGUGUCCUCCUAGACUUUGACGGCACCAUCAUUGAUUCAACAGAGGCCAUUGUCGAGAAUUGGAGAUUAGUCGCACUUGAAUUGGGGGUUGACCACCAGGAGAUCCUUCGUACCUCGCACGGAAGACGAAGCAUUGAUGUCCUGCAACAGCUAGAUCCCACAAAGGCGAACUGGGAAUAUGUCAGCGCUAUGGAAGGGAGAGUUCCCUUCCUGUGCAAAACCCCCGCUGUCGAGGUCCCCGGAGCCCGCAGGCUACUCGAAUCAUUAAACAAAUACCAGAUUCUCAAUGCUAUCGUGACAUCGGGGACCAGAGCAUUAUUAGACGGAUGGUUGAAGGUGCUCCAACUCCCACAACCACGGGAGAUCACUGUGGCAGAGGAUGUUAAGCUCGGAAAGCCCGAUCCAGAGGGGUAUUCCAAGGCAAGGACGAAGCUUUUGCUUUCGCAGAGGGAGAAAGGAUGCAGGGACGUUUUAGUAAUGGAAGAUGCCCCGGCAGGUAUCCGGGCGGGGAAGGCGGCCGAGUGUAAGGUUUUGGCUGUUGCGACGACUCAUAGUGUGGAGGAAUUGAAGGCUGCUGGGGCGGACUGGGUGGUCAAAGAUCAUCAGUCAGUGGAGGUGGAGGUGGGCCCAGACGGGAGCUUCCGGUUCAAUUUUCACGGGUUGUUAUAG